AGGUUAAUUGAUCUAUCCAAAAUGAACUUGCGGCUGCUUGCGGCGCUCGGGGCGCUGCUGUGCGUCUGCUGCAGCAUCGAGGAGGGCUCAGCUUAUACGUUCAGGACUUUCAUGGGCGCGGAAAUUGCCACAACUGCGAUCUCGAGCAGCGCGCUCGUGCAGCGUCCGUGCGAGUGUCGCGCGCUGUGCGGGGACGGAUGCGUCGCGGUGGCCAUCAGGCGUCAGCCACCACGCCACUUCCACUGCUCCUUCACUGACAAAACCUUCGCUGAUGUCACCACCGGACUUACGGUCCCUGCUCUCGACAGCAGGGUUUUCUACAAACGCCUGGGAUGCCUGCCUGGCUUCACGCUCGUGGACAACGUGGGCUGCAUUUACGUCUCCACCGUCGCACUGAACUUCACCGCCGCCGCCGCGUCCUGUCCCUUCGACUCCCAACUCUUCACCGCCAACUUCCUCAUCGACUUCAACGCCAUGCGGGAAUACCUCCUGAGGAAUUUCUCUACCUCGCGCUUGCGGUUCUGGAUUGGCCUGAUCCGUGCUACGGACUCCACUUGGCAAUGGCUCGGAGGCGGGACCAUCCCAACCACUCACCCAUCACCAUACUGGGGGCAAAAUGACCCGAAUAACCCAGCGCCCAGUUGUGGGGGAAUACAUUUUGAGCCUGGAGUGAGUUACUUGUAUCAUCUGGCCGAUGCACCUUGUGCCACAGCCUACAAGUUCCUGUGUAAGCAAAUUUGAAGCCAAUGACUUGAAAUGACACAAUGCGCCCCUUUUGCCAGCAGCUGACCAAUAACUAUAUUUAUUCUGGCGCAAUUACUUGAAAUUAUCCGAGUUGCUUGCAUACCAGCUAUUCUUAGCAAACAGUAAGAAGCAAAAAUUAGACCGCUGAUAUACGAUACCCCAAACUCUAGCAUUAAAAAUUGAAUGAAGUUAUGUAUAAUUAACGCUUGCAGAAGGCUGAUCGCUGGUUUCCCCUGUAUCAGUGAAUAAAUAGGGUUUAUUUACGUUAAGUCAUCGUUGCAAUGGAAUCGAGAUUCCUGACAAGCAUUAACAAUCAUCGUUUCAUAACCAGAAUUUCCAGUCAUGGCGACAUUUCCCUGAUCCCGUUAAUUUCUCCGCAUCACCACAGAAUGUGCGGCAUGACUUGCAUUAUUUACGAGGUGAUGCAUUGGCGGCUUAAGUGCGAGACUCAAGCUGCUAAAUUUCGUUUACUUAUUAAUCAUCAGUCAGUAAGACGCAUGCAUAUUAAUCAUACUGUAAGUCAGUAGGACACACGCAACAGCCUGCUAUACGAUACAAUACUACCAUCUUCAAGAUAAUCCCUACAAAUAUCUCCACAGUUCAGUUGACAUUAGAAUGAACUUCGACCUUGUAGAAGUUUGACUCGCAAUUAUCAUGUGGCACGGAGUAUCAAAUUCUCAGUUCUACGCAUAACUUCACUUAUGUCUUUAUACUCGUGUUAUUUUCAGCUUGAA
Molecule: messenger RNA, 1478 nt
Organism: Hyalella azteca
Lineage: Eukaryota; Metazoa; Arthropoda; Malacostraca; Amphipoda; Hyalellidae
Exons: 4
Coding region: 22-741 (239 amino acids)
Source: RefSeq, a predicted model, not a curated record